AUGCUUUUCCUAAAAGACAACAUGACCCAAAGAAAUGCUACAGGAAAUAUUCCUCCUCUCAAUAACCAAGAAAAUUUAUAUGAUGAAAACAGUACGCCAGAUACAAUCUCUGAAUCUGAUUAUGAUAGAAAUCAUAAUUCUAAAUUAAAUUCAGAUCCAGAAUUAAAUACUGAAAUUAUUUUCACUGCGACACCCAAGGCUGCUAAAAUAGCUAAUACAGAUAAGGAAACGGGUACAAAGGGAAAAAAAGCUAAAUCUUCGGUAUAUGAAAAAAUGGUAGCUAUAGAAGAAGAAAAACUUAGAACAUUAAAAGAAAAGUGCAAAGAAAGGCCAAAGGAAGAAAGGCCAACGUGCUCAGUAUGUCUGGCCAAGAACUACUGCAGUGGAUCAAGAAAUCGAUCAAAGCAGGUAUCAAGUGGAAAUACCAUCAGAUUCAUCAGAAAACGAAUAGGAUGUCCAGGUUGGAGAUAUCUUCUGCUUUCAAUGAUAUCCAUGGCGACAGCGAUGCUUUGCAAAGAACAAGGGAUUACGGUGGCAGGAGUUUGUGCAGCAUAUGAAAUUUUCGUUGCCCAAAAGAUCCGUCUCCCCGAGCUCAAAUAUAUGCUGAAGACCGCAAUCAUCUCGAAAUCGUCUUACCCAUGGUCUGGAAAAGCCACAAAGAGACUUGCAGUUCUUGCCUCGACCACGCUUUGUCUGCUGCUCGCCAGACUUCAAAUUAUGGGGUCCCAACUGCCGGUUUUUACCAGAUUUGACAACCCUGCCUCGGUGGCAGUCACGCCCACUAGACAGCUGACUUAUCACUAUUUAAUUAGUGUAAAUUUGUGGUUGUUGCUGUUUCCUUGUGAUUUGUGUUGCGAUUGGACUAUGGGCACUAUCCCUUUAGUUGAGACAUUUUUUGAUAUGCGAAAUCUAGGCACCCUUACUGCUUACGGAUUCGUGGCAGCCCUGUUGAUGAAGGCAUUUACCACCGAAAAUAAGCUUCAGAGUACCAUCUUGCUUAUGAGCACAUCACUUAUGGUGUUCCCUUUUAUACCAGCAUCAAACUUUUUCUUCCCGGUUGGUUUCGUUAUAGCAGAAAGAGUCCUUUACAUGCCUUCGAUGGGUUUCUGUAUGCUAGUGGGAUAUGGUUUCCACGUUUUAUCUCAGAAAAGACACAAGAAACUCUUUUAUUUCCUUAUGUGUCUGCUGCUUGCAUCUCACGCAGGAAAGACUUAUUUGAGGAAUUGGGAUUGGGAAAAUGAGUAUUCAAUAUUUAUGAGUGGACUUAGGGUAAAUCAGAGGAAUGCCAAGUUAUUUAAUAACGUGGGCCAUGCACUGGAAAGUCAAGGAAAUUUUGAAGAUGCCUUGAAAUUUUUCAAGACUGCUGUUAGUGUACAAGAAGACGACGUGGGUGCUCACAUAAACGUAGGACGAACUUACAAUCAUCUGAAAAUGUUCAAGGAAGCCGAGGAAGCAUACUUGAAAGCCAAAUCUCUUCUACCUAAAGCUAAACCGGGUGAGAGUUACCAAGCCCGGAUAGCACCCAAUCAUUUAAACGUUUUCUUAAAUCUCGCUAAUUUAAUAUCGAAAAACUCGACACGACUGGAAGAGGCCGACAUGCUGUAUAGGCAGGCGAUAAGUAUGAGAGCGGAUUAUACGCAAGCUUAUAUUAAUCGAGGAGAUAUAUUGAUAAGGUUGAAUAGGACCAAAGAGGCACAGGAAGUAUACGAGAGGGCCCUUCUCUACGAUAGCAACAAUCCUGAUAUCUACUACAAUGUUGAUUCAAAUAAACAGUUACGUCACAGUACCACGGAUGGUACCUUCAAAAUUGCUUCUGUUCCCACUCACGGGCACGGUACAUUCAAGAUCACUGUCCCUCCAGUCGCUCAGCCAGCGAUCAAGACUGUGACUUGA
Molecule: messenger RNA, 1893 nt
Organism: Diabrotica balteata
Lineage: Eukaryota; Metazoa; Arthropoda; Insecta; Coleoptera; Chrysomelidae
Source: the annotation of a GenBank genome assembly